AUGGAUAGUCAAGUUCUGGUUAAUCAUAAUAAUAAUGUUCCAAUAAACAGUACGACGUAUACCAGUACGCAACGUUAUUCUACGACACCUAAUGUGGAAAUUGGAGAAUCAAAAACAAAUUUGAUUAUCAAUUACUUACCACAGGGUAUGACCCAAGAAGAAGUACGCUCCCUGUUUGCCAGCGUUGGAGAAGUAGAAUCAUGUAAACUUGUGCGUGAUAAAAUAACAGGCCAAAGUCUUGGUUAUGGUUUUGUUAACUAUGUUCGAGAUGACGACGCAUUGAAAGCUGUGUCUUCUUUCAACGGACUUCGUCUGCAGAAUAAGACUAUUAAGGUUUCUUUUGCUAGGCCUAGCAAUGACAACAUCAAGGGAUCUAACUUGUAUGUUUCUGGAAUACCUAAAACGAUGACUCUGCAAGAACUGGAAAAUAUUUUCCGGCCAUUCGGACAAAUUAUAACCUCGAGAAUUCUCUCAGAUAGUGUUACAGGUCUAUCUAAAGGUGUUGGGUUUGUCCGAUUUGACAAGAAGAAUGAAGCUGAAAAUGCCAUCAACACUCUCAACAACACUACGCCAACUGGGUGCACAGAACAAAUUACCGUCAAGUUCGCUAAUAACCCGGCCACAAACAGUACAAAAAGUGUUCUGCAAGAACUUGAAGCUGUGCAACAGCAAGUUGCCGCAACCAACAUUGUACCAUUAACGUUAUUAGGAGCUUCUCCAUUACGCACUGCUACUAUUGGGCCGAUCCAUCAUACACCAAUAGCAGCUAAGUAUAGAUAUUCACCUUUAACGGCAGUAGCUCCAAGCGUGGCUGCCAAUCAAGCGACAGCUGAUUAUCUAACAACUUCUGCUCUUCUACAAAUGACGCAGAUGAAUGCGCUAGCUGGUACGGGUUAUAUGUACUUGAAUCCGGAGAGCAUUGCUAAACAGAGUGAUGAUUUUUCUAAUGUAGCUGCGGCAGCGGUACAAAAUCCCUUAGCCGCUCUUGCCGCUACUACUUCACCCUCUUCCGUUUCCGAGCCUGGCUAUUCCUUGUUUGUUUAUAAUCUUAGCCCUGAAACUGAAGAAAAUCUUUUGUGGCAGUUAUUUGGUCCCUUCGGAGCUGUAUUAAGUGUUAAAGUAGCCAGAGAUUUCUCAACAGCGAAAUGUAAAGGUUACGCUUUUGUUUCCAUGAUGAACUAUAUGGAUGCUUGUAAUGCUAUAACAGCUCUCAAUGGAACACAGAUAGGAAAUCGGUCACUUCAGGUAUCAUUCAAAGCGGGUGCGACAGCAGUCACUACUUUGGCUAGAUAA
Molecule: messenger RNA, 1293 nt
Organism: Auanema sp. JU1783
Lineage: Eukaryota; Metazoa; Nematoda; Chromadorea; Rhabditida; Rhabditidae
Source: the annotation of a GenBank genome assembly